AUGAGCAAUCUAACUGGUAGCAGUCAAAAUCAGAUCAGUAAGAAACUACAUCCAUGCAAUGUAUGUGACAAGUCGUACAAUCAUCGCAGUAAUCUGGCUGUACACAUGCGGGUACACAAUGGUGAGCGACCGUAUCAAUGUGGCAUAUGUGAGAAGGCGUAUGCCUCUAGCACAUCUUUGAAGAAGCAUCAAGAUUUUCAUGCGGAUAUAAGAUUCCAACCAUGUAACAUAUCAUUUUCCACUAAAAGAAAACUGGAAGAACACCGCUGGAAGCACCUGAUGCCUAAAACACCAYACCCGUGUAAUACCUGUGAAAAAUCGUUUACAAAAAUAAGUUCUUUGAUGAUUCACCAGCGGGUGCACACGGGUGAGCGGCCGUAUAAAUGUGGCAUAUGUGAAAAAGCAUAUAUCUGUAGCACAUCUUUGAAAAGGCAUCAAGAAUUACACAUGAAUAGAAUAUCGUAUCCAUGUAGCGAGUGUAAUAUGUCAUUUUCCACUAAAAGAGAAUUUGAGGAACAUCGCUGGAAGCACGUGCCUAAAAAACCAUACCCGUGUAAUACUUGUGACAAAUCGUUUAAAAAAAAAAAUUAUCUGGUGAUACACCAGCGGUUUCACACAGGUGAGCGACCGUUCCDGUGCGACAUAUGUGAAAUGUCGUUUACCACUAAAAAAAAUAUGCAGGUGCACCGGCGGAGGCACACAGGCGAAAAACCGUUUAUUUGUGCCAUUUGUAACAGGCCGUUUGGAGAUAAAAGCAAUAUGAACAGGCACAUGGCAAUACACAAGGAUGCUCAAAUYCUGUGUCCAUUGGAUGUAUGUGAAGUAUUGUUUAGUAGAGACGAAGCUGGCGAGGAGCUGGCAGACGCGCCAGUGGAUGAGAUCGUAUUCAAGUCGUUCUCAAAUAAAGGGAACUAA
This is a messenger RNA of Diuraphis noxia (Russian wheat aphid), 915 nucleotides long. Its product is annotated as oocyte zinc finger protein XlCOF19-like. Lineage: Eukaryota; Metazoa; Arthropoda; Insecta; Hemiptera; Aphididae. The record is from RefSeq and is a predicted model, not a curated record.